CAUGGUCAGCCAAACGCUCGCUGUAAGAAUUUCCCACCGAUAUGUAUAAGUCUUGAGAUAUCAAGACUGACUGGAGGUCUAGAAAUACAUAUCACAAUUCUAAUGACGGUUGUGCAGCGUAAUUAUUGAACAAGAUGUUGUCUGCCAACCAUUUCCUCUUGAUAAACUCCACCUUUGCUUCGACGUCAUUAACUUGACCUCAGCCCAUCACCGCCGUUAGACAUGCAACAAACCUAUUUCUUGCGAGCUCUGCUUUCAACUUCAUCAAGAGAAACAAGAUUCAUAAAUAUUAGAACUAGAUCCAUCAUGACAAACGUCGACACUUCUCUACCUCCAGAACCAACUGGCGCAGCCGCCAAGUUUGCUGCUCAGCAUGCUGAAGAGCAUCCGCUGAAGCUCUACGGAGGCUGGUUCUGCCCUUUCGUCCAACGAACUUGGAUCACUAUUCACGAAAAGAAGAUUCCUCAUCAAUAUGUAGAGAUCAACCCAUACAAGAAAGAGGCUCACUUCAUGGCCAUGAAUCCCCGUGGAUUGGUCCCUACUCUUGCAGUACCCGUUGACCCGAAGGGCAAGCUGCAGAAGCCUCUGUUCGAGAGCAACAUCAUUUGUGAAUAUCUCGAUGAGGCGUUCACGGACGAGUCUAAGUAUGGGCCUCGACUUCUUCCUACCGAUUCAUAUGAGAGGGCAAGAUGUCGUAUUUGGAUCGAUCAUAUCAGCACACGCAUCAUUCCCUCAUGGUACAAGCUCAUGCAGCACACUCCCGACAAGCCUUUUAGCCUUGAUGAGGCAAGAGAAGAACUGAGAGGACGCAUCAAGUCUCUAGUUGAGGAGAUGGACCUUGAAGGCCCAUGGUUUCUCGGCUCGACUCUGAGUCUCGUGGAUGUUUGCUUAGCACCAUGGGCGAAGCGCCUGUUCUUAAUUGAUCACUACAAGGAGGGCGGCCAUGGUAUCCCGGAGUCUGGCGAAGGUAAAGAUGGGGAGAUUUGGAAGAGGUGGAAGAAGUGGUAUGAUGCAAUUCUCAACCGUGAUAGUGUGAAGGAGACCUGGAGUGCAGAUGACCGAUACAUCAUUGCGUAUAAGAGAUAUGCCGAGGAUACUACCAACUCUGAAGUUGGUCAGGCUACGCGUUCGGGCAAGCGUCUUCCUUGAGGGGUUUGAGUAGCGACUAUUAGAGAUAUCCAGUUGCAAACAUUGUGAUUUCGGCUUUGAAUCAACUCGGGUAACUUCUCUCUUACAUAUACCUCUUAGCGCCAGAGCAUGUUUCAUUUUACCCCUUCACAUAGUACAUUAAAGCUGAUAACUAUGAAUAUAAGCCACAUGCACGCCGAGGAUACUUUCCCGGUUUCCAUAGUUUAUCGUCAUCACGACGUCUAAUUUUCGUUCGUAGACUGUACGCAGUUGUGGCUUGAGA
Fusarium odoratissimum NRRL 54006 is the source of this 1411-nucleotide messenger RNA. RefSeq names its product glutathione S-transferase. The transcript has a single exon. Bases 223 to 1149 code for a protein of 308 amino acids. Gene Ontology annotation, cellular component: cytoplasm. The record is from RefSeq and is a predicted model, not a curated record. Lineage: Eukaryota; Fungi; Ascomycota; Sordariomycetes; Hypocreales; Nectriaceae. Gene Ontology annotation, molecular function: glutathione transferase activity.